CUCUAGGUCAAAUCUUCUGCCCUAAGGAACGAAAGCACGAGCCAUCGGGGAAAGCGCACACAGGAAAUUCUCAAAUUGCCAGUUUUUUGAGAACUUCCACUCCUCAGCAACCUCGACAACGACCAUUCGAGCUCAUCCGCCACCAUGAAGCUCAACAUCAGCCACCCGAGCAACGGCUCGCAGAAGCUGAUUGACAUCGAAGAUGAACGGAAGGUCCGGAUUUUCAUGGACAAGCGCAUGGGCGCUGAGGUCCCUGCCGACAGCCUGGGCGACGAGUGGAAGGGCUACAUCUUCCGCAUCACCGGCGGUAACGACAAGCAGGGCUUCCCGAUGAAGCAGGGUGUCAUGCACCCGACUCGUGUCCGACUCCUCCUCUCCGACGGGCACUCGUGCUACCGGCCUCGACGCACCGGCGAGCGCCGGAGAAAGUCCGUCCGUGGCUGCAUUGUCGCCCAGGACCUCUCCGUCCUCGCUCUCUCGAUCGUCAAGGUCGGCGACGAGGACAUCCCCGGCCUCACCGACGUCGUCCACCCCAAGCGUCUCGGCCCCAAGCGUGCCACCAAGAUCCGAAAGUUCUUCGGCCUCAGCAAGGAUGACGAUGUCCGAAAGUACGUGAUCCGACGAGAGAUCCAGCCCAAGGGUGAGGGCAAGAAGCCCUACACCAAGGCGCCCAAGAUCCAGCGUCUGGUCACUCCCCAGCGUCUCCAGCACAAGCGUCACAGGAUCGCGCUCAAGCGCCGGCAGGCCGAGAAGGUGAAGGACGAGGCUAAUGAGUACGCCCAGGUCCUGGCCAAGCGCGUUGCCGAGGCCAAGUCCCUCAAGGCCGAUCUCCGCAAGCGUCGUGCCAGCUCCAUGCGCAAGUAGGCAUCUGGCGUUUGGCAGGAAAUGGAUUCCGGUUUGCAUUUUUCCAGAAAAGGCUUCUGGCGUGGCUCAGGUGCCAGUUCAUCGUUGGUCUGUAAAUGGCAUUAAAACCCUCGGGCAGAAUACUCAGAAUGGGAGGACAAUGAAGACAAUGAAUAAGCCGAUGUGCUUUGAUUGUGAUGCAAGCCAACCUGCAUGAGCGCGUGAGCGCUUGGGUUUCAGAAACCAUGCUCUCUAGAUCUCCAUGUCAAUGAAUGCUACCGUUCCCGCAAGCCCUGUCCUAUCCUGGAAGAAGUUUUCAAGAUAUAUA
Messenger RNA from Phialemonium atrogriseum, 1171 nucleotides. RefSeq names its product ribosomal protein S6e. Gene Ontology annotation, molecular function: structural constituent of ribosome. The record is from RefSeq and is a predicted model, not a curated record. The coding region runs from base 145 to 864 and encodes 239 amino acids. Gene Ontology annotation, cellular component: ribosome. NCBI's taxonomy places the organism in Eukaryota, Fungi, Ascomycota, Sordariomycetes, Cephalothecales, Cephalothecaceae. The transcript has 4 exons. Gene Ontology annotation, biological process: translation.